This is a messenger RNA of Suillus subalutaceus, 698 nucleotides long. RefSeq lists its product as uncharacterized. The record is from RefSeq and is a predicted model, not a curated record. The transcript has 4 exons. NCBI's taxonomy places the organism in Eukaryota, Fungi, Basidiomycota, Agaricomycetes, Boletales, Suillaceae. The coding region runs from base 143 to 631 and encodes 162 amino acids.
AAAGCGGCGGCCGCAAUGCCUCGAGGCUUGGAGUAAUAAUGGUCUGUUAUGAUUUGAGUUAUAAGUAAAUGAUGUAGGACUCUUCCUUUAUUUCGCUACAGACUGAUUCUGCAUCUUGAUCGUCAACUGCUAGCUAUUCACAAUGAGCAGAGGCAGUUCAUCGACGGAUUCGAUUCAAGAAAUCCUCACAACUAGUGAAGCAACAGCUUGUGAAAGUUCGCACCGACCCCGUGGCAAAUUCCGUCGGUUUCUGGGGGAGGUUAAGGACGGUGUGAACAAGUUAAAAAUCUCACGCUCGAAGGAUUCCCGCAGUCACAGCCAGGCUGUUCUUCCGAAUGUUUAUCACAAACAUACUUCAUCGACCUCGGUUCAGGCUGCUCCAUCUGGUGUGGAAGUGGAGGCUGAUACCCAAUCGAUACUUCGAGAUGCACAAGAGGCUGUAAAGUGCAUGCAUCCACUUUUGGGACCUGCGAUAACCGUGGUUUCCGUUGGACAAGACGCACAAGUGGAUCUCGAUGCUGCCGAUAAUUUCCAGGACACAUAUCUCGAACCCCUCAGGAUAUUCGACGAUGUUAUCGGGAAGAUUGCGGAUGUAUGGACCCUCCUUUUGAUCGGAACCGUACUAAUCUAGUUCCACAGGUACAUCCAUAUGCAAAGAUGGCACUGGGCGUGUUGUCUUGUACGGCCAAAGUAUGUUU